AUGGCGACCUCCGGUGGCAGUGGCGCUCUGGGCCGGGGUCUGGACAUCAGUCUGGCCGCCCUACGCAGGCAGGACCCGUACAUCCAGAGCAUCGUGGACGUGGCCAGCCAGGUGGCCCUCUACACCUUUAGCCACCGGGCCAACGAGUGGGAAAAGAGACAGAUGUGGAGGGGACGUUGUUUGUGUAUAGCAGAUCUGCAUCUCCGAAACAUGGCUUCACUAUUAUGAACCGGCUGAGUAUGGAAAACCGCACAGAACCUAUAACAAAAGAUCUGGACUUCCAGCUACAGGAUCCCUUUUUGCUGUACAGGAAUGCCCGAUUUUUUAUCUAUGGGAUUUGGUUCUAUGACAAAGAAGAAUGCCAAAGAAUAGCGGAGCUCAUGAAAAAUUUAACCCAACAGGAGCAGCUGAAGGCACACCAGGCAGCCACUAAUGGGGCAUCUCCCAUGGCUCUUCACUCAGAUGGAAAGGAAGUGGACAUCUUGCAGAUGUUAAACAAGGCAAAAGAUGAGUAUGCAAAGUGCAAGCCAUGUCCUGAACCCAAGGCAAUGACUAGUUCCUCAGCUAUCCACAGUAACCCCAACUUAAUCAAACCCAUUGCGGUGAAACCCACUGAUACGUCACAGCAGGUGAACAGCACAGAACAAAGCAAGUCAGGAGAUCCAGGACCCCAUCACCUGUCGCUGACUGCUCUGUUUGGAAAAGCUGAAAAGAACUUCAUAGAGGGUCACGAACAUAAAGACGCCUCCAAGAUCCGUCCGGCAGUGGUUCGCUCCUUGUCGUACGAAGAGCCAGGUCGAUUAUCUGAUAGCAGAGAAAAGCAGCUGUGCCCGGCUAUUCAGAAACUGAUGGUGCGUGGUGCUGACCUGAUACCAGUUUCAGAGAGCCCAGAGAAGCACCAUAGCCAGAUUGGGAGUUCCCAUCUUCCAGCAGACGUGUUCAGCAGCCUCUUUCUGCCCAUAGAAGAAGUCGUCCCUUUUCUUGCACAAGUGCCUGAUGGUGGCAAAAGCCUUCUGCAUAAACUUGCUAGCACCCACUCCACAGUUCCUCACUCUGAACCAGGUCUGACUCCCUCAAAACAUUAUUACAGUGGUCCUAUAACCAGCGUUACAUCCAGCACCUCAGGGAUAAAUACAAGCAGUGCCCCGCUUCACUGUUAUGAUGACACACAACGGAGCCAAAGGACUCCAUCAAAUCUACCUGCAAUGCCGCUCUCCUCCCAGCUGCCUCCCCCACCUGGAACCAUCUCUCCGCAUGAGCUGCUGAAGAAACUGAACCUUGUGCGUCAGGACCAACAGUACCAGGCCAGCACCAAACCAGCCCUGGCUGCCAAAUUCCCGCUAGUCUCUCAGCUAGCAGUAAAACAGACCUGGACAGAGAAGUUACCUGUGGGAGAGAAGUCCAAUCCACUGCUUGAGGUUAUACCCCCACAGCAGAUCCCAGCCACUGUGUCACCAUCUGUCCUCCUGUCUCCUUUGGUUUUUACAAAAACAAGCAUACAAAAGUCAGCCGAUGUGACAAAACCUGCAUUGUCUGAUAACGACACAAUCACAAAUCGACUCCUUCCUCUGUCGCUCACAGACACACCCACUAAUGGCAUCAGCAAUCAGAGCAGUGUUCUGACCAAGACCCAACUCCGUGACACCCUUCUGCAUCUUAUCCAGAAUGAUGACAGUUUUUUUGAACACCAUCUAUGAGGCCUACCUAUCAGUCUUGAACAGAAGUGGUGCUCCGGCUGGGAUGCUGUGA
Messenger RNA from Staurois parvus, 1749 nucleotides. The record is from the annotation of a GenBank genome assembly. Lineage: Eukaryota; Metazoa; Chordata; Amphibia; Anura; Ranidae.